Perca fluviatilis (European perch) is the source of this 4569-nucleotide messenger RNA. RefSeq names its product protein NLRC3-like. The coding region runs from base 87 to 3386 and encodes 1099 amino acids. The record is from RefSeq and is a predicted model, not a curated record. NCBI's taxonomy places the organism in Eukaryota, Metazoa, Chordata, Actinopteri, Perciformes, Percidae. The transcript is spliced from 11 exons. Gene Ontology annotation, molecular function: protein binding.
UCUCUCCAGUUAGUUCACUUUGUCCCGUGUUGUGACACAGAUGUUUCUCCAUGUUCAGCUUUUGAUGAGAGGCUGAGUUCAGCAGCAUGGAUCAGUGUGAGGACAGAGAAACCACUCUGUGUGGGGAACAGGACAGCCAGACCAAAGCUCAGAGCCCAGAGCAGCAGCUCACACCUGACUCUGCUGGACCUGAACCUGAACCCAGCUGUGUGUCCAUGAAGAGUGACCAGUCUAAGGAUUGGCCUGUGGCCUUCAGAGAUGGACGUCACUCUGGUGAUCCAAGGAGAAAGCUGGAAGAACCAGAACCCAGCUGUGUGUCCAUGAAGAGUGACCAGUCUAAGGAUUGGCCUGUGGCCUUCAGAGAUGGACGUCACUCUGUUGAUCAAAGAUUGGACCAGGAUAGCUCAGAGGUUCACAGUGGUCAGUCUGCCCAGCAGCAUCAAACACACCUGGACUCCAUAUUUAUGCUGCUGGAGGAGGACAUUGUCACUUUUGUGAAGAACGACCUGAAAAAGAUCCAGAAGCUUCUGAUUCCAGAUUACCCAGAAUGCUCAGAGAGUCAGAGGGGGGGUGAGGAGGUGUUGGACAGUGAGGAUGAAGAUCAGAGGAGGAGCAUCAGAGAGGCAUUUCUAAAGAUCACACUGCACUUCCUGAGGAGAAUGAAGCAGGAGGAGCUGGCUGACUGUCUGCAGAGCAGAAGUCUUGCUGCAGGUGGUAAGCGUAAACUCAAAUGUAACCUAAACAAGAAGUUCCAGUAUGUGUUUGAGGGGAUUGCUAAAGCAGGAAACCCAACCCUUCUGAAUCAGAUGUUCACAGAGAUCUAUAUCACAGAGGGAGGGACUGCAGAGGUCAAUGAUGAACAUGAGGUCAGACAGAUUGAAACUGCAUCCAGGAAACCAGACAGACCAGAAUCAAGAAUCAGACAAGAAGACAUCUUUAAAACCCCACCUGGAAGAGAUGAACCAAUCAGAACAGUGAUGACAAAGGGAGUGGCUGGCAUCGGGAAAACAGUCUUAACACAGAAGUUCACUCUGGACUGGGCUGAAGACAAAGCCAACCAGGACAUCCAGUUCACAUUUCCAUUCACCUUCAGAGAGCUGAAUGUGCUGAAAGAGAAAAAGUACAGCUUGGUGGAACUUGUUGAUUAUUUUUUUAGUGAAACCAAAGAAGCAGGAAUCUGCAGGUUUGAACAGGUCGUGUUCAUCUUUGACGGUCUGGAUGAGUGUCGACUUCCUCUGGACUUCCACAACUCUGAGAUCCUGUCUGAUGUUACAGAAUCCACCUCAGUGAGUGUGCUGCUGACCAACCUCAUCAGGGGGAAACUGCUUCCCUCUGCUCGCCUCUGGAUAACCACACGACCUGCAGCAGCCAGUCAGAUCCCUCCUGAGUGUGUUGACAUGGUGACAGAGGUCAGAGGGUUCACUGAUCCACAGAAGGAGGAGUACUUCAGGAAGAGAUUCAGAGAUGAGGAGCAGGCCAGCAGAAUCAUCUCCCACAUCAAGACAUCACGAAGCCUCCACAUCAUGUGUCACAUCCCAGUCUUCUGCUGGAUCACUGCUACAGUUCUGGAGGACGUGUUGAAGACCAGGGAGGGAGGCGAGCUGCCCAAGACCCUGACUGAGAUGUACAUUUACUUCCUGGUGGUUCAGUCCAAAGUGAAGAACAUCAAGUAUGAUGGAGGAGCUGAGACAGAUCCACACUGGAGUCCAGAGAGCAGGAAGAUGAUGGAGUCUCUGGGAAAACUGGCUUUUGAGCAGCUGCAGAAAGGCAACCUGAUCUUCUAUGAAUCAGACCUGACAGAGUGUGGCAUCAAUAUCAGAGCAGCCUCAGUGUACUCAGGAGUGUUCACACAGAUCUUUAAAGAGGAGAGAGGACUGUACCAGGACAAGGUGUUCUGCUUCGUCCAUCUGAGUGUUCAGGAGUUUCUGGCUGCUCUUCAUGUCCAUCUGACAUUCAUCAACUCAGAAGUCAACCUACUGUCAGAAGAACAAACAAUAUCAACACAGUUCUACCAGAGUGCUGUGGACAAGGCCUUACAGAGUCCAAAUGGACACCUGGACUUGUUCCUCCGCUUCCUCCUGGGUCUUUCACUGCAGUCCAAUCAGACUCUUUUACGAGGUCUGCUGACACAGACAGGAUGUGUCUCACUGACCAAUCAGAAUACAGUUGAGUACAUCAAGAAGAAGAUCAGUGAGAAUCUGUCUGCAGAGAGAAGCAUCAAUCUGUUCCACUGUCUGAAUGAACUGAAUGAUCGUUCUCUAGUGGAACAGAUCCAACAGUCCCUGAGUUCAGGAAGUCUCUCCAUAGAUAAACUGUCUCCUGCUCAGUGGUCAGCUCUGGUCUUCAUCUUACUGUCAUCAGAAAAAGAUCUGGACGUGUUUGACCUGAAGAAAUACUCUGCUUCAGAGGAGGCUCUUCUGAGGCUGCUGCCAGUGGUCAAAGCCUCCAACAAAGCUCUACUGAGCGGCUGUAACCUGUCAGAGAGAAGCUGUGAAGCUCUGUCCUCAGUUCUCAGCUCCCAGUCCUCUAGUCUGAGAGAGCUGGACCUGAGUAACAACGACCUGCAGGAUUCAGGAGUGAAGCUGGUGUCUGCUGGACUGAAGAGUCCACACUGCAGACUGGAAACUCUCAAUUUGUCAUUCUGUCUGGUCUCAGAGGAAGGCUCUACUUCUCUGGCCUCAGCUCUGAGCUCCAACCCCUCCCAUCUGAGAGUGCUGGACAUGAGCUACAAUCAUCCAGGAGACUCAGGAGUGAAGCUGCUGUCAGCUGGACUUAAGGAUCCCAACUGGAGACUGGACACUCUCAGGAUGGACCAUGGUGGGCAACAGAGACUGAGACCUGGUGUGAGGAAGUAUGUCUGUGAACUGGAACUGGACACAAACACAGUAAACAGAUACCUCAAACUGUCUGACAACAACAAGAAUGUGACAUAUAUUGAAGAGGAUCAGUCAUAUCCUGAUCAUCCAGACAGAUUUGACACCUGGUCUCAGCUGCUGUGUAGAGAUGGGCUGACUGGUCGCUGUUACUGGGAGGUCAAAAGGAAAGGAUUGGUUCAUAUAUCAGUGAGUUACAGAGGAAUCAGAAGGAGAGGAGUCAGUGUUGACUGUGGGUUUGGAUGGAAUGAUCAGUCCUGGACUCUGAGGUGCUCUGAUCGUGGUUACUCUGUCUGGCACAAUAACAGAGUAACAGUCCUCACUUCUUCCUCUGUCUCUAACAGAGUAGCAGUGUAUGUGGAUUGUCCUGCUGGCACUCUGUCCUUCUACACAGUAUCCUCUGACUCACUGAUCCACCUCCACACCUUCAACACCACAUUCACUCAACCUCUUUAUCCUGGGUUUAUGGUCUGGCCUGGUUCCUCAGUGUCUCUGUGUCCUCUGCAGGACUGAUAGUCUCUCCUGUGAACAGAAACACUGACUGAAGAUCAGCUGCUGAAAUCAAAGUUCAGUCUGUUCACCAUCACACACACUCUGCACUGUGAAGCAGAUCUCUCUCAGACUCAAAUAAAAACAUUCACUUGUCUGAGUUCAUCUCUGAUGAUCAACAUUUUAACAGUUUAACUAGAAACACUUUAUGGUUUCUGACAUCAGCUGACUGAGCUGAGUAAAUGUAACGUUUGGCCAAUUCCAACGUCUUUGACGUAUCUGUGACACAGACCAAGAGUUUGUCAGACCGAUAGAGCUGGCUCUGACAGUGCUGGCUCUGUUGUUGGCAUUGAGCUGGAGUCGCUCACAGCCACUGCAGAGAAAUGGACCAUGAGAGGAUGCUGGCGAUCAUGGACAAUGACCGCCACCCACUACACAGCACAUUCAUCAAACAGAGGAGCAUGUUCAGUGGCAGACGGUCCUUUGUUCCCAGGGCCAUCCAACUCUUCAGUACCACACAAAGGAGGAGGGGAGAAAUGGACUUUUCAGCAUGAGCCUGUCUCUCUCAGCACCUACCAUUACAUCACUUUGUCUGCUGUACAACUGUCUUAUAGGCUAUAUUUGCCCUCCUACACAAUCUGAACUGUGGUCAUAACAUCUACAUCUUAUAACUUGUUCCCUGUUAUAUAUUGUUCUUAUUCUUAUUCAAUCAGUCAGUUAAUAUAUUAUUAUGUUAAUAUUUCAUAGUCAUAGUAUUUAAUAAUAAUCUACUGCACUGUUCAAUCCCUGCACUGUUUACUUUUGCACUAUCACCAUUGCACACAGUCUACCAUAGCACCUUAUCUUGGCCAUUGCAUUUCUGUGAGUGAUGUUUAUUUUUAUUCUUAUGAUAUAUGUGUGUAUAUGUGUUUGUUGUGUUAUGGUUGUCUAAGCUGCUGUAUGCCUAAAAUUUCCUUUGGGAUGAUAAAGUAUCUAUCUAUCUAUCUAUCUAUCUAUCUAUCUAUCUAUCUAUCUAUCUAUCUAUCUAUCUAUCUAUCUAUCUAUCUAUCUAUCAAACAACAACCGGGAUGCUUACAAAAAGGCUCAGGUUACCUCGAUAUCUAAGCUCUUUAAAAGAUGCUUAUAAAUGUGGCCUUUGUGGAGUAAGGGAGUGCAAGCAGUUCAGUGACGUCAAAACGUAUUAAAACAUUUAUUACCUGUAACAUUA